AAGUGUCACAGGAACAUCCAAACCAUUGCCACAGCGCAGUGUAUAAAAUUACUACCAAGUCUCCUCUUCCUUUAAGGGUGGAGGAGAUAAAUCCCUCAUCCCCGGUUGAUUCACACACUGCCGACAUCUCGGCUCACCGGCGACGGCAAACUCCGGCUAGAAAAAAAGCAGAGACUCCAUGCGGCAGCUCCUCGAGGCACCGCCGCCGGCAAAUGGGAGCAAACCACGCAGCAGCGCGUACGGCGGAGGCGGCGCCGGCGCCGGCAACGCCAGCUUCGACACCAACAUGGUCAUAAUCCUUGCUGCUCUGCUCUGCGCAUUAAUAUGCGCUCUCGGCCUCAAUUCCAUCGUCCGGUGCGCUCUCCGGUGCGGCCGCCGGCUCGCCUUCGAGACCCCUGAGGAGGCUGCCGCUAGGCUCGCCGCCACCGGGCUCAAGAAGCGGGCGCUGCGACGCUUACCGGUGGCGGUCUACGGCCCGGGGACCAACAUACCUGCCACCGACUGCCCGAUAUGCCUCGGGGAGUUCGCCGACGGCGAGAAGGUCCGGGUGCUGCCCAAGUGCCACCAUGGUUUUCAUGUCCGGUGCAUCGACACGUGGCUUGCGUCGCACUCGUCGUGCCCGACAUGCCGGCACUCGCUGCUCGAUCGGGGUGGAGGGGACUGCACCGACGCCGGAGAGAGUUCGGCAGGGCAUGGUGACGGAGUGGCGGUGGUGGUGGAUGAGGUGAGCUGAACCUGACCAAUUGGAGGUCUUUGUUGCUUCUAAAAGCUUCCUAGAUUUGUUCAUGUAUAUUGGAGAGUUUUAUGAUGUUUUGUUGUGUUUUUAUUUUGUGCUGCUUGUAAAUUUGUAGACUGAGUAGACAAAUCAUGAAAGUGAAGAUAGAAGGGGAAAAGAAUGGAAAUUAGAUUUUUUUUU
This is a messenger RNA of Elaeis guineensis (African oil palm), 916 nucleotides long. Its product is annotated as RING-H2 finger protein ATL74. NCBI's taxonomy places the organism in Eukaryota, Viridiplantae, Streptophyta, Magnoliopsida, Arecales, Arecaceae. The record is from RefSeq and is a predicted model, not a curated record. Gene Ontology annotation, biological process: protein ubiquitination. Gene Ontology annotation, molecular function: transferase activity.